ACUGAGUGGGACUAACAUAACUUCUGUGUGUCCAGACAUUGCACGGAGGAGAUAGGGCUGGAUAUGCCACAGGUGGAAAAGCGGGGAGCGGCAAGCUGUUGCCCGGUGCACGGAGCAGACAUCCCCAGGUUUUGAAGAUGUGGAGCUGGGCAUUUACUUUGACCGUCCUCCUCCACUCCAUUAAAAAGGCUGAAUCUCAAGGUAGAUGCAACAAUGUUCAAGGAGCAGAUAUUGUCUUCCUCGUGGAUGGCUCCUCCAGUAUUGGCAGAGCUAACUUCUUGCAGGUGAAAGGCUUUAUGGCUGGCAUUGUAAAGCCAUUCGCCAGUGCUGUCAGCGAGACAGGGAUACGAUUUGGGGCCAUUCAGUACAGUGACACCUCCAGAGUUGAAUUUACGUUCACUACGUACCUGAAUGGCACUGAGCUGGUCAAUGCUGUGCAAAAUCUGAACUAUAAGGGCGGAAACACUCGCACUGGUGCUGGUCUGAAGUUUGUUGCUGAUAACUUCUUCAACCCUGCGACCAUCCGAAAUGUUCCAAAGAUCACUAUCCUGAUCACAGAUGGGAAGUCACAAGACAAUGUCCAGGAGCCAGCACAGAAACUGCGCAGUCAAGGAGUGUUUGUUUUUGCAGUUGGUAUAAAGAGUGCAGACAGGAAUGAAUUGGCUCAGAUCUCCUCGCAGCCCAGCAGUGAUUUCACCUCCUUUGUUGGGGACUUCAAACUGCUGAACACACUUCUUCCUCUUGUGAGCCCAAGAGUGUGUUCGAAAGCAGGAGGAGUGUAUGCUAGUGAUGAGGCCUUCUCUGGUCCCUCCAACAUCCAGUUCACAAGCCAGACGUCUGACUCUCUUAGGUUUCGUUGGAGUCUGGCAGGGGGGCCUGUGAGUGGCUAUGUGGUCCAGUACGUCCCCCUCUCUGGACUGGGUCAGCCUAUAACGUCUGAACUACGCCAGGAGACCCUGCCUUCUACUCAGAGGAACUUUAUUGCUCGAGAGCUGAGGUCAGGAACUGACUAUCUGGUGACUGUCAUCGCCCAGUACCCCAACAGUGUAGGGGAGUCUGUCUCUGCCAAGCAAAGAACCAGGUCUCUGCCUGGGGUCUCCAGUCUACGUCUGAUUCAGGCAGGCUUCUUCUCUCUGUCUGUGGGCUGGGAUCAGCCUUCAUCUCCUGUUCAGGGCUACAGACUGACUUAUGGGCCACGAGGUCAGCCCGCCCCUCAGCUAUUGGAGCAGUCUCUGUCUGCAGACUCCACGUCUGUCACGCUGGAAUCCCUGCAGCCCGACACAGAGUACGUCAUCAGCCUGUACCCACUGUUUCCCCGAAACUCUGCAUCCCCGUCCAUCCUCAACGCCCGCACAUUGCGCCUGGAGGCUGUGCAGCAGUUAUCAGUGGAGACGGAGUCAGAGGGCAGCGUUCGUGUGCGGUGGAGAGGCGUCAGUGGUGCUAGAGCCUACCGUCUGGUCUGGGGACCGUUUACAGGUCGAAACGUGGAGACUGUGGAGGUUAGUGGUGACAGCGAGUUUCACACUUUGUCCAGACUGCAGCCCGACACUGAGUACAUCGUCACAAUCAUCUCCCUGUAUGAGGGGAACACUGAGGGACCUGUAGCAACUGCCAGGUUCAAGAUAGAGCGUCAGGAGCAGCAGGUCCUGAGAGCAGCGACCACCGGCCCCUCCACCAUUCGCCUCACUUGGAGGGUCAUUCAGUCGUCUCGAGGGUACCGCCUGGAGUGGAGGGAGGGGGAAGGAGGUCGUGUUCAGACCUUGUCUUUCCCCAAAAGCACUUCCAGCCAUGAGCUAGCAGGCCUUCAGCCAAACACAGAAUAUAUCAUCACUCUGUACACCCUGUACGAGGGUCGUGAGGAGGCCACACCUGUCUCCACUGCAUCAAGAGAGGAACAGCCCGUUGGGACGGUGUCUAACCUGAGGGUGGUGGAGUCUCUGGGCAGCACAGUCCGACUUGGCUGGACCGGUGUAGCUGGGGCUACACAGUACCGCAUCAUUAUCCUGAACACAGAGACGGGAACAGAGGAAAUCAGGAGUGUCCUGGGAAACCAGACGACUCUUGACCUCAGAGACCUGACAGUUGGAGUAUCUUACGGUGUCAGUGUCACAGCGCUGGUGGGAGAUAAUGAAGGAGAACCUGUUACUGUCUACAUCAAACCAGAGCAAAGUGCUGGCAGAGUUACAGACCUAAGAAUAACACACACAAACAGUCGAAGAAUCCGAAUUGCCUGGACAGGUGUAACAGGGGUAACAGGAUACAGGGUGACCUGGAGACAAGGAAACAGUGCAGAGCAGUCCCGUAGUCUUGGGGCAGAGACCACAGCCUUCACUGUAGAUGGCCUGCAGCCAGAUGAAGCACUGGUCAUUGGUGUUGCACCUGUGGUUGAUCAACGUGUCGGAGAGGCAACCACUCUUUCUGCUCGCACUAACCCCCAUGGAGGAUCAGUGUCCGGCCUUCGUAUCGUUGAUGUCACAUCACAAAGGAUUCGCAUUGCAUGGUCACCUUCCACCCGGGCAACAGGCUAUAAGAUCACUUGGCGUCGUGAUGAUGGAGUUGAAGCCACUCGUAAUGUUGCGGCCGACAUCACUUCUUACACCAUCGAUGGCCUGCAGUCAGAUUCAGCCUACAGUGUGUUGGUUUCUUCACUGACCGGCUCUCGAGAGGGUAGUCCUUCCACCCUGAAUAUCAGGACAGAGUCAGAUCAGACUGUGGUCGGGACUGUGACAUCACUGCAGGUCCAGGAGACUCGUGGAGAGGUUGUUCGAGUCACUUGGGUCGGUGUGCAGGGAGCGACAGCUUAUCGAGUGUCCUGGAGGAGAACUGAUGGUGGUGAAGAGAGGAGUCAGUUGGUGGGGGGAGAUGUCACAGCAGUGGAUUUAGAGCAGUUGGAUCCUGGAGCCCAGUAUGAGGUGCGGGUCAUGGCUCUGGUACAAAAUCGAGAGGGAAACCCUGUGUCUGUGAGAGUCACCACACCUGGCACCACCACGCCUCAACAACAAGCCACAACUUUACGCGUGGCUGAGGUUACCCAGAAUUCUGUGCGGCUCAACUGGAAUCCCCUGCGAGGGGUCACCGGAUAUAUCCUACGCUGGAAAGAUGAGACAGAUCUUGGUCGUGGCUUGUCCGUUACACUCCCUGCUACGUCCACGUCCUACCAGGUGACUGGGCUGCGUUUGGGCAGGCAAUACCGCUUCACCAUUCAGCCAACCUUUCAGACUGGCUUAGGAACAGAGAGCUCAGUGGAUGAACACCCUGUGUGUGUAGGCGGGCGUGUGGAUGUGGUGUUUGUAGUACCAGCAUCUACUGACAGGAUUCGCCUUGCAAGACCUCUGCGGGAUCUCCUCACCAGUGCAGCCCGCUCACUCAACACUAUCGGGCCUCGGGACUCACAGGUUGGUGUGGUAGUGUACGGUUACAGACCCAAAAUCUGGUUCCUGCUUAAUCGCCACAGCCGGUCUGACACGCUGCUACAAGAGAUCCAGUCCACACCUUUUGACGAAGGCCCAGGGAACAACAUUGGAGAGGGUGUGACCUUCACCAGACAGUACCUCCUGACCCCCGCAGCUGGACGCAGGCCGAGGGUCCCCGGUGCUGUCGUCAUCAUCUCAGACCAAAAAUCCGCUGAUAACCUCACUUUGGCAGCCAGCAGUCUGAGAGCUACUGGUGUGACAGUGUUGGGAGUUGGGAUAGAUCAGGCAAAUAUAGAGGAGCUGCGUCGAGCAGUGACGGACGGCAGCACCCAAAACAUACUGUAUGUCCGAAGUGAAGCACAACUGGAAUCAAUACAUACUGAUUUAGCAGACUUGCUCUGUGGUAUUGCCCGAAUACCAGAGGUAACACCUGGACCUGACCAGUGCACCAUUCAGUGCCCUCGGGGAGAAAAAGGAGAUCGUGGAGAGAGAGGUGAGAGUGGCCGGGAUGGAGCAGAGGGACGUAAGGGUGAACCUGGUCGGGAUGGUUUGCCUGGAAGGGAAGGUCCCAGAGGACCUGAAGGACGUCCAGGUCCUCCAGGCCCAGCUGUCCCCUUUGGCCCAUCAGAGGGGGUGAAAGGAGAAAAGGGGGAGAGGGGUUUUCCUGGAAUUGAUGGAAGUCCAGGAUUGCCAGGACGGCCUGGUGCCCCAGGAACUGCAGGGCUCCCGGGUUCACAGGGCUUGCCUGGUAUCAGAGGAGACCCAGGUGGACCAGGUGUGGCAGGUCAACAAGGACCAAAGGGCAGUAAAGGUGAAAGGGGUGAACCGGGCUCAGCUGUAUCUGGCGGGGGUCUUCCAGGGAGAAAAGGAGAGCCAGGAAUCCCAGGAAUACCUGGCACUCCAGGUCGACCUGGCAUUGAUGGGACCAAAGGUUCUCCUGGAAUUCCAGGGACACCCGGUCAGGAUGGUCGUCCAGGUAUACCAGGAACACCAGGACAGUCCAUCAAGGGGGAGAAGGGCAACACAGGAGAGCGGGGACCUCCAGGAGUUGGCAGUGGAGUGGCCGUCAAGGGCGAGAAGGGCUCACCAGGUGCUGCAGGAGCUCUGGGGGCUCAGGGUCCUCAAGGGCUGCAGGGACCACAGGGCAGCAAAGGAGACAAGGGAGAUGGUGGUGAAGGUGCACCUGGACCUCCAGGCAAGCGGGGAGAGCCUGGUGACCGGGGUCCCCGUGGACCUCCAGGGGAAAUUGGUCUCAAGGGUGACCGAGGACAGCCAGGUGAGCCUGGGUCACAGGGAGACAGGGGAGAGAGAGGACCUGCUGGUGAAACUGGGGAGAGAGGGGACCAAGGGAAGCCGGGUCUUGCAGGAACACCAGGUUUAAGAGGGUUACAAGGACCCAGUGGACCUCCAGGGGAAAAGGGAAACGAAGGAGCACGAGGGGAGCCUGGCAGGAGUACUCCAGGUUUUCCAGGAAAGAAAGGAGAACAGGGUGAGCGAGGUUCCACAGGUCCUGAGGGGCCGAGGGGAGAAAAAGGAGAUUCAGGACAGAAAGGAGAAAGAGGUGCUCCAGGGUUAGGAGGGUCUGGUGUUUUUGGACCCAAAGGAGAUCCAGGCGAGAGAGGGCCAGCUGGUAUCAAUGGCAGGCCAGGUGCCAAGGGUGCUGCAGGUGAAACAGGAGAGAGGGGGGAGAAUGGACAGCCAGGAUCACCAGGAAAACCUGGCUUUCCUGGGAAAAAUGGAGAGAGAGGAGAGAAGGGCGAUGAGGGCACACCUGGGGAGUCUGGACUUCCGGGGAAACCAGGAGAGAGAGGACUAAGGGGACUGGCUGGUCAGCCAGGACGACCGGGAGAGAAGGGAGACAUGGGAGACCCAGGAGAGCAUGGACGAAAUGGCAGCCCUGGACCUGCUGGAUCCAGAGGAGAGAAAGGAGACAUGGGCCCUCAAGGUCCUCCAGGGCCACCAGGAAAAGUGGCUGACAUCCAGGGCCAGCUGAGAGGAGAAAAAGGAGAAAGGGGCGAAGCCGGCGACCCAGGAGAGCAUGGUGGUAAAGGUCAGAAAGGCGAAGCGGGGACUUCCGGAGCUCCAGGCCUCAGAGGCCCUGAGGGACAACGCGGGCCUGCAGGCACAAGAGGUGACACAGGAGAAAGAGGAGCACCCGGAGAGAAGGGAGAAAGAGGAGCUUCUGGGUUAGAUGGACGUUCUGGGCUUGAUGGUAAACCAGGUGCUGUCGGACCGCCUGGUCAGAGGGGUGAUCCUGGAAAACAGGGUGAUCCUGGGAGAGAUGGUUUACCUGGACUAAGAGGAGAGCAGGGCCCCCCAGGACCUGUUGGGCCCCCAGGUGCUCAAGGGCCACCUGGUAAAACAGGAGAAGAUGGCAAACCUGGUACUCCUGGAAAAAUGGGUGAGGAUGGCGUGCCAGGUGAAGAUGGGAGAAAGGGUGACAAAGGAGACUCGGGAGCAGCUGGAAGAGAUGGCCGUGAUGGGCAGAAAGGGGAGCGAGGCAUUUCUGGGCCUGUGGGCCCCCCUGGACCAGUAGGAUCUCCUGGAGUACCUGGAAACAUUGGUCCUCCUGGACCGGUUGUUUAUGUCAAAGGAGCUGAAGCAGCACCAAUUCCUGGUCCUCAGGGUCCUCCUGGAACCCCUGGCGUACCCGGGAUACCCGGAGCUGUGGGAGCCAGAGGGGACAGAGGUCUGCCAGGCCUAAAAGGUGAAGCUGGAGACCCGGGAGAGGACGGAGUGCCUGGAAAACCGGGAACAGCUGUGGAUGUGCAGAAAGCUCUGGCUAGCCUUGGCAUUCAGGUGUCUGAUCUGAAGGUGGUGGUGGACAGGAAAGACAUACCACCGAUCCCUACAGUGCAGAAGGCAGAGAAAGGUGAAAAAGGAGGCAGGGGUGACCCUGGACUAAGAGGACCAUCUGGUGCAGAUGGUGCACGUGGUGUACCAGGGGAGAGAGGAGGCAAAGGGGACCAAGGAGAGCGGGGUCCUGCAGGAGCACCUGGGCCUCCAGGAAGAGCUAUUGGUGAGCGAGGGCCAGAGGGACCCCCUGGGCCUGCUGGAGAGCCAGGCAAGCCUGGAAUACCAGGAGUGCCAGGGAGAGCAGGAGAACUGGGGGAAGUUGGAAGACCAGGAGACAAGGGGGAGAGAGGCGAGAAAGGAGACAGAGGGGAGUCUGGUAAAAUGGGGCUGACAGGACCAGCUGGCCCACCAGGUCAAAAGGGAGCAUCUGCUGACUCAGUCCUGACUGGUACGCCUGGGGCCAGAGGCCUCCCUGGAGUUGCGGGACAAAAGGGAGAGCCUGGUGCUGCAGGACUUCCGGGACCAAAAGGAGACCGGGGUUUUGUUGGACCUCGUGGUGAUAAAGGGGACAGAGGAGAGUCUGGAGAAAGAGGGCGUGAUGGUGCACAGGGAACACCAGGAGAACCAGGAAAACCUGGUCUGGAUGGGAAGCCGGGCCUGCCUGGGUUCCCCGGAGUACUGGGCAGACCGGGAAACCCAGGAGAACCUGGCAUAAGGGGCCCAACUGGCCCUAUGGGUCCCAAUGGGCUUCCAGGUCCACCAGGUGUGAAGGGUAAUCAAGGAGAGGCUGGUGUUGGUGUCCAGGGUCCUCCAGGUGCCCAGGGUAGCACAGGACGGCCGGGACCGCCAGGUCCUCCGGGAGCUGUAGGUCCACAGGGUCCUCCAGGACUGCCCGGGCAGGUGGGUGAAGCAGGUAAACCAGGAGUCCCUGGAAGAGACGGAGUACCUGGCAAAGAAGGAAUACCUGGGCUACCAGGAAAGCAGGGUAUUGCUGGACCCCCAGGCCAGCUGGGCUUAAAAGGAGAGCAGGGAGACAGCGGUGCUCCAGGGAAGGCUGUGGCUGGACCUCCUGGACCUAAAGGAGAGAGGGGUCUGCCUGGUCAAACCCUCCCAGGCGUGGCGGGUGAGCGAGGUCUAGCCGGAGAAAAGGGUACCAGAGGAGAUAAAGGUGUUGCUGGUUCCAAAGGAGAGAGGGGAGUCGCUGGUGAAGCAGGAGAGCCUGGAGAAGAUGGUGCUCCAGGAUCUCCUGGGCCAAAAGGAGAUAAGGGGGAGAAAGGAAUCGGUCUGGCUGGACCUCCCGGUCGAGACGGUCCUCAGGGGUUAAAGGGAGAUCCUGGUCUUCCUGGUCCAGCUGGUCCUCCAGGGCUUCAGGGGAAGACAGGAGGUUCAGGACAACCUGGCCCAAGAGGAGAAGCUGGACAACCAGGACCUCCAGGUCCACCAGGGGAGAGGGGUCUCCAGGGAUUUGCAGGCCGAGCUGGCAAUGUUGGACCUCCUGGUCCUCCUGGACCUUUGGGACAGGCAGGCGUUCCUGGCAUUAAUGGAGUCAAAGGGGACAAGGGGGAAGUCGGCGUAGGGAUUCCUGGUCCCAGAGGAGAGAGAGGAGAUGCGGGGCCCAGAGGAGAGGAGGGUCGGGCUGGCUUGGAUGGAGAGAGAGGGCCAACGGGUCCAGCAGGGGCUCGAGGAGCUCGGGGAGAGAAGGGAGAUGCCGGGCUGCAAGGUGACAAAGGAGAGAAGGGGGACACAGUGCUUGUGGGAGGACCUCCUGGAGAAAAAGGCAACAAAGGAGAAACAGGUGACAGAGGACCUAAAGGUGUGCAGGGAGAAAAAGGAGUGAAAGGUCAAGAGGGACCCCAUGGGGAGCCGGGUCUGAGGGGAGAGCUGGGAGAACGAGGAUCCACUGGAUUUCCGGGUGCCCGUGGCCCUGGUGGACAGAAGGGUGAAGCUGGACAACCUGGAGUACCCGGUGAAUUGGGUCUACCAGGAAAAGAUGGGCUGCCAGGACGUAAAGGGGAAGUGGGAGAGGCUGGCAUUGUUGGAAUGAGAGGAAUAAAGGGUGACAGAGGACCCAAGGGAACUUGUGGAGGCGAUGGACCCAAAGGAGACAAGGGUGAUUCUGGCAUCAACGGACGACCGGGUCUACCAGGAAGAAAAGGUGAACAGGGGGAGCUUGGUCCUGCUGGAGCCCCGGGGGUACCUGGAAAAGAGGGAAUAGUUGGUCCCAAGGGUGACCGUGGGUUUGAUGGAUUAGCAGGACCUAAAGGAGCUCAGGGAGAGAAAGGUGAAAGGGGUCCUCCUGGGGUCCCUGGUCCUCCUGGACCAAGAGGAGCUGAUGGACCUCCAGGUCUGACUGGCCCUCAGGGACCAGCUGGUGCUAAAGGUCCAGAGGGACUCCAAGGACAGAAGGGAGAAAGAGGUCCAAUUGGUCCAGCUGUGGUGGGUCCACGAGGUGUCCCGGGAAUCCCAGGAGAGCGUGGGGAGCCGGGAGAGAUUGGUCCAGAUGGAGCCAAGGGAGACAGAGGAGAGCCAGGCAUGACGGAGUAUGAGGUCAGAGAGUAUGUUCGCUCCGAGAUGAGUCAGCACUGUGCGUGUGGAGGUUCAGGCUCAGUAAGCCGCUCCCAGCCCACGGUCAGGGCUCGGCCUGCAGCGGAAGCACAAGUGGCCCUGAAGGGUGAAGAGGGCCGUGAGCUGCGUGUGGUGGUUAACACCAACGACCCAGACUACGAGCACAUUUACUCCAUUGAGGCUUACGAUGAGCCCCUGGACGAUCUGCUCCUCUUCAUUCCCUCUGCCAACCAGAGCGAUGGUGAGGCUGUCACAACCGGCAGAAAAGUCAAAGUUGAAGCAAAGAAAUCAGCCAGUGCUGGAGUUCAGAAAGCAGCAGUUCAUGGUCAGAAAGCAGUCAAAGUAGCACCUGUCAAAGCAGUGAGGCCAAAGUCAGUCAGGCCCAAGAGGGAGGUCACAGGGGAAGCCUUGGCAGACCUGUGCCUGCUGCCCAUGGAGGAGGGCAGCUGUGGGCGAUACACUCUGCGCUGGUACUUUAACAGUCAGGUUCAGGCCUGCAGGCCCUUCAUCUACAGCGGCUGUGAAGGAAAUGACAACCGCUUCCUUCAGCUGGAGGAGUGCGAGGAGGCCUGCCUCGGGGAGUUCAGAGGUCCCUUGAAGACAGCACGGUGAUUGUGACCUCAUCAGCUACAGGAAUUUUGCCUUUUCAUUGCUUUUUCUUGAACAUCAUUUGGUCAAGAUUGUUUUUUGUUUAUUUAUUGUUUCUAUUAAGCUGAUCAAACUUCCACCAAGGCUGUGAGGGGAUACCAAAGCACCUCCUUGUUUCACAUUCUAAAAAACAAGAAAAAAUGUGUUGUUUAUUAGGUUAAAAAUGCUUCUGUAGUUGUUCAAUGAUAAACACUUAGAUGCAACUUUUAAUCAGCCUUCACCCUUCUCACAGUUUAACUUCACCAAAGUAUCAAGGUGCUUCAGGACCUUUUUCCAUUUCAUGCUGCACAAAUAAGAUAAUAUGAUUUCAUCUGCAGACAGAGAGCGAGUGGACAAAUGGUGUGACACCUUCCAGUCUAAUGCAAUAAUCCUUCUGUAAACACCAAAAUUAUGAUCCUCUAAUGACCAUAACAAAAUAUCUGAUAGAAAUCUCUCUCUGUUUAGAAAUGAUGAUUAGCAAAUUAAGUUCAUCCCUCAGAAAGACACUUCUCUGACCUCAUGGUUUGGUAUUUGCAGAUCUUUCUUCUAGCUUUUUAAACGGCUCAGAUUUUCCUCUUAAGAGUUUUCAGAUUCAGACUACAGCUUUACUGUGUCAGACAUACUGUAGGUAAAGUGAAUUUACUAAAACAGAUAUCCUUUUGUUGUACAAUUAUUCAAAUUAGAAUAUUUAAUCUGACCAAUGACAUAGAUGAGAAAAGGUUUAAUGGUAACCAGUGUUCCACUUUGUUAGUGAAAGUUUAUUUCCUAAUCAUUUCAGUACCAUUUAUGUAAGGCACAAUAAUCUAUCUGGCAAUCUGAUCAACUUUUUCUUUACUCAAGGUUUCUUUUGACCAUAAAAUAGGUCACAGGUAAACAGAUCUCUGUCAUGCGCUGCCUCUUUCUAUGUAUAACUGUAUCAUCAACCAACAUAAACAUAAAUCUGCUUUAGCACCAGGGAACACAUGUAGACCCCAGUGACACUCACUAAAAUUAUUAUAAUGGUACAUUUUUUUUAACAAACACCAACACCUUUCACUAGUUACUGAGGGAACGCUACAUCAAAAUGUGUUUUGUUAUUAUGCUGACUCCUGCAGACUGUACAAUACAUAGUAAUAAACAAAAUACAUAGUCCAUAAACAGCACUUCACAUGUUGUUUUUAUGCUCAUAGCUUCAGUUUCAGCUCCCACCAGUUACAAAAGGAAACUCCUUAGAAGUAUCCAUAAGGUCUGUUUUAAAUAGCUCUCACUUAAUUAUUACUAUUAUUAUUUUAAUCCAAGAAAUGAUCACCAGGAAAACAUAUAAAGGGAAUCCUGUCUCUACACUAGCUGCAGCGCUGGACCUGAAGAUUAUACCCUUGAAAAAACAAGUCAGAUUUGCUUCUCCUAUGCCAUUUGUAUUAACAAAGCGGGUGUAAAAAGAACUGUUUUCAACUUAGAGGACUGUGAGCACCGCAACAAAAAAACAGGACAGUGAACACUGAAAAUGCUAGGCUGCAUUGGUUUUGUAUUAAAAAUGAGUGCUGACAGUAUACAAAAUGGAGGCCCAGAAAGUGUGCAGGGCUGUCCUUUCUGCAGACUGCAACUCUCAGACACUCCCCUACUGUGAGACACCACUUGUUGUCAGGAUGGGAGUGAAGUAAAUUGUUGGUAGGACGUAUUUGACGUUUUAGGUCGUUUUCAUACCUUAUGGUUCGGGAGACUCUGUUUGAUUAGGGGCUGAAAUUUUGACAAAUUUGCACUUUCAUGUGGUUUGGUCCUUUUUCACAUUGAACUUGGUAACAGUGAUGAGGAAGACGAGCUGUCCAGAAUGUGUAAAUCUGUAAUUUAUUAUGCUUUAUGUCACUUCAUGCCUUUGGUUCACAAGUUGGUCCGCUUUGCUUUUUAAAUGUCAAACAAACCGCACCAGCAUUCAUUUAAAAGGGAACAGAGACCCCUGUCUUUAAGUGGUUUCAAACAAACCUGACUAUCCAGGGAAAUGACCCAGGAUUCAUUUAAAGCAGACCAGACAGCUCUGGUGGGAAUGCGACCUCAGAAGUAGUUAUGCAAACAGUGGCCAGCUUCACUAGAGUUAUCUGCAUUAGUUUGUUUAAUGGAGGAUGAGGUUUUUGUGUAAACAACUGUUAAGUCGACUAUUUUUAAUGUCUUGUGAUUAGGUUUUGCAUGUCAGGUUUGUUACUUUAAAAGAUUAGAAGUCGGUAUUAAAACUGAUUAAGGUUUUACUGUUGUUCAGGCCGGUCCUAACCAACCCUACUGUAACCCUAAGCCUAACCCUAUGAUCCUAAAUUUGCCCAGAAGUGUAAUCCCAUUUUAUUUAGAAAGUUUUCGUAUGUCUGUCCUAAUGGUGGUUGUGUCUGACAGCAGUGGUCUGCAGAGACAGACAUCUUGAGAGCAGUGGUCUGCAGCCAGACUGUCUUGUUUCUAGGAGUUUUUUAUGUGUGCUGCUAAGGAUAAAUUUUUAAAAUAGUAGUUAAUGUAAUCUUUGUGAGCAUUGAAACAUAAAUACCAACUGGAUAAAUCUCCAAUAUUAGGUGGAAUAUUAGGUGGAAUUGAAGCUUUAUGUGAGUUGAUGACUUUUAGACUCUGCAGUCAGUGUUUGGAAAAAAAAAUUGUGCUUUGAUAAAAAAAAAAGUAGUUUUUCUUUAAAUCCCACUUAUUAAAAGUUUAACAUAAAGUACUCCAACAAAGCACAACAAAUAUUAAAAGAUAUACAACUGCUGGAACAAAGACAGAAAAAAGGUUAAUAAUCUACACAUAGCUUCAGCUCUUAAUGCAUCACACAUCUUAUUUUUACUGAACUGCCCUCUAGAGAAGAAAUAACCCCAGAGUUUUUUAAACUUACAUUGUUUUGUUUUGUAUUUCUUUAACCAUAAAUUCAAGAAGCAAAUAGUUUUCUAUUUGGAUUAAAAUAAUACAGCAGAACUUAAACAACUUUAACUGCAAGUGUCUACCCCAAAAAAAAAUAUAUAUAUUUACUCUCUAAACAACAGAUACCUUCCUCACUCUUCUUUUCAUAACAGCUAUGCAAACACAACUAUAUUGGGUAAAUAUAAUGGUGAAAGUUUCCUCAUUUGUAAUAAAUAUGAAGAAUCGAGCACAGUGUUCUGCCAAUAUUUUGUACAUAAUGUGUUUUUAUUGUUUGGGGAAGUUGUGCUUGUGAUCACGACUGCAUGUUUACCUGCCAGAAAAAAGGUGCUAUUUUUAAAGGUAUUUUUAUAUUGUGUAUUGA
This is a messenger RNA of Cheilinus undulatus (humphead wrasse), 12627 nucleotides long. It is a transcript of the gene col7a1, whose product is annotated as collagen, type VII, alpha 1. Gene Ontology annotation, molecular function: serine-type endopeptidase inhibitor activity; protein binding. The transcript has 119 exons. The coding region runs from base 138 to 9386 and encodes 3082 amino acids. NCBI's taxonomy places the organism in Eukaryota, Metazoa, Chordata, Actinopteri, Labriformes, Labridae. The record is from RefSeq and is a predicted model, not a curated record.